AUCCCUUUCCACUAAACACUGUUACAACUUACAUAUAGAAUGUGAAAAAAAAAAAAAAAAGUGAAAGAACUCUUCUACUUCAGAUCCACUCUCUUACAAUGCUUCCUUGUUUCUAAGUUCUUGACUCGGUCUCUGACUCAGUACUUGCCGCAUUACCAGCUCCUUUCCGUUAGCUGAACUCAACGUGUAGACUGGUACAAUAGGCUUGUUUUCCCGCGCGUGUCAGCACAUUUUGACCUUUUUUUAUGCAUUUGGUCGAGUGAUCGAAUAAAUGGCGUGUUUUCGGCGAAUUAUUCCGGAGCUCCGGUGAGAGUUCGCGGUUUUCGGAGAUUUUUGUGAAAGAGAUGUUUAAGUCGGCGAGAUGGAGGAGCGACAGGAACAAGAUAAAAGCGGUCUUCAAGUUGCAGUUCCAUGCAACUCAAGUGACGGAGUUAAGUGUACAAACACUGAUGAUAUCGGUGGUUCCCGGCGACGGAGGAAAACCGACAACAAAAUUAGAAAAGGCGACAAUUCUGGACGAUAUCUGUCGAUGGGAAAAACCAGUAUACGAGUCCGUUAAAUUUGUUCGAGAGCCAAAAACUGGGAAGAUCAACGAAAGAAUCUAUCAUUUUAUUUUAUCAUCAGGAUUGGGAAAAGGAGGUUUGAUUGGGGAAGCUUCAAUUGAUUUUUCUGCUUAUGCAGAGGCAAUUAAAACUUCAACCGUUUCUCUUCCAUUGAAGAAUUCAAAUUCCAAAGCAAUUUUACAUGUUUCAAUACAGAGGGUGCAGGAAAAUGCUGAUCAAAGAGAAGUGGAAGAUAUUGAAGAUGCAAGUAUUAAAUCACAAGGUAGAAGCUUGAAGGCCCACUUGAGUAAUGGUGAAGCAGAUGAAAGCAUUAAGAACGCUUCAAUUGAAGAUGUGCCUUUCAGCAAAACCCCCCACAAUGAUGAAAUGCAUGAGAACCAUAGAGGAUCUAAUGGAUCUGAUACUACCAUUUCAAGUUCUGAUAGUAGCUCUGGACUUGAUACUCCACGGGAACUUGGAAAUGGAAUAAGGAAUGACAGCAUCCAUCAGGACCCUCCUUAUCUGCCAUCUAUGAGUAACACCUCAUCUACUCCAAAACCAACAUCAGUUGCCUCAACAACGAUCUACGAGGCUUGGUCGGCAGGUUCUGAUCAUGGAAUGAGUACUGAUGACUCCAACAGUUCUCAGGAUACGUUUCCAAGAGAAAGUUCCCAACAUGGUUCAGAUAAUGAGAUGGAAAAGCUCAAGAAUGAGGUCAUUGCUUUGUCCAGGCAAGUGGAUGUGUCGGAUUUGGAAUUGCAGACUCUCAGAAAGCAAAUUGUAAAGGAGUGCAAAAGGGGGCAGGAUCUAUCACGGGAAGUUGUUACUCUGAAAGAAGAGAGAGAUGCACUCAAGUUAGACUGUGAGAAACUUAAGUCCUUUCAGAAGCGAACUGAUGAUGCAAAAGUUAAAAGCAGGCUGCAGUUUGAGGGUGGGGACCCUUGGGUUCUCGUUGAAGAAAUGAGACAAGAGCUGAAUUAUGAGAAAGACAUGAAUUACAAUCUUCGGUUACAACUGCAGAAGACACAGGAAUCAAAUGCUGAGUUAAUACUUGCUGUGCAAGAACUAGAAGAAAUUUUGGAGGCGAAGACUAUGGAGAUUUCCAAUCCUCCCAACAAAUCUGAAUCCAAUGGCAAUGCUGAAGAAGUGAGAGCCAUCAUCUCAAGAAAUGACUCAGAUGAGGAUGAAGAGCAGAGGGCACUGGAACAGCUUGUUAAAGAACACAGGGGCCCCAAGGAAACCUCUCUACUAGAGCAAAAGAUCAUGGACCUCUACAGUGAGAUAGAGAUCUACAAGAGAGAUAAAGAUGAGCUUGAAGCACAGAUGGAGCAGCUAGCACUUGACUAUGAGAUACUGAAACAGGAAAAUCACGACAUCUCAUACAAAUUAGAGCAAAGCCAGCUUCAAGAGCAACUGAAGAUGCAGUAUGAGUGCUCGUCCUCCUUUGCCAACAUAAAUGAACUUGAGACCCAAAUUGAAUUCUUGGAAGGUGAACUUGACAAGCAGUCAAAAGAAUUCUCCGACUCUUUAGCCACUAUAAAUGAACUAGAAGUCAAUGUCAAAAGCUUGGAGGAAGAGUUAGAGAAACAGGCACAACAAUCUGAAAUGGAUAUAGAAUCCAUCACACGAGCCAAAGUUGAGCAGGAGCAAAGAGCUAUACGAGCUGAGCAAGCCCUGCGAAUGACAAGAUGGAAGAAUGCAAAUACAGCUGAAAGGCUGCAGGAGGAAUUUAAAAGGCUCUCUAUCCAGAUGGCCUCUACAUUUGAUGCAAAUGAGAAGUUGGCUGCAAAAGCUCUGACUGAAGCUAGUGAAUUGCGCUCGCAGAAAAAUCAGCUGGAAGAACAGCUCGAGAAAGCUAAAGAAGAGCUCCAAUCAGUUAGGAAGGAUUAUGAGGCUAAACUCUCUAACCUUUCCAAACAAGUAAGUUCUAAAUCAAAUCAAAUAGAACUGAUGUUGGAGGAAAUUGAUGAUAAAUCUAAGAAGCUUGAACAACAAAAGAAGCUUGAGGAAGAAGUAAGCGAGGCUUUUUCCCAGGAUAUCUGCAGCCUAAAAGCUGAGAUUGAAAAGCUGACUAUAGAAAAGAAUUGCCUCCUUGAACAAGCUCAGAAGGCCGAAGACUUGAGACUUGAGUUGGAACGCACAAAAGCAUUAGCUAAAGAAUACGAAAUGCAGAUGCAAAGAGCAUAUCUAGAAAGAAAUGAACUGGAGAGUACAGUUGCUUUGAUGAAAGAGGAAGUGGCUAAGGCACUGGAAGAAUUGCAAAGAAUGAAGCAUCUGAAGGACGAGAAACAAGUGGCAGUUGAAUCUCUACAAUCAGAGCUUGAUAUCCUCAAAAAUCAGUACAAUAAAUUGAAGCAUUCUCUGUCUGAGGAUGAAAUGGAGAAAGAAAAACUCAAAAAGCAAGUAGUUCAACUAAAGGUUGACCUUAAGAAGAAGGAAGAUGCAUUGACUGGCAUGGAAAAGAAGCUGAAAGAGAGCAAUGGAAGAGGAACAGUUUCUCAUGGAACAAGAACACCAUUAAGAAGCAAUAAAUCUGCCUUGGUUCCUGGCAAUUCUAAAGAUGUUGCGAGCCUGAGGGAAAAAGUAAAGUUGCUUGAGGGACAUAUAAAGUUAAAGGAAACAGCUUUAGGAACAUCCACAAAUGUUUUCCUGGAAAAGGAAAAGGAUCUUCAGAAGAAAAUCGAUGAAUUAGAAAGCAGAGUAGAAGAAUUCAACAAGCACAGCGCCAGCUUCUACGAGUACCAACUUCAAAAGGUAGCUAAAGACGAUAACCAGGAUGAAUUGAUAGCUGAACUAGCAGCAUUGAAGGAAAGAAACAAGUCCAUGGAAGAUGAAUUGAAGUAUAUGCAAGAUCGGUAUUCCGAGAUAAGCCUCAAAUUCGCAGAGGUGGAAGGCGAACGACAACGGCUUGUGAUGACGGUACGUAAAAUCAAGAAUGCCAAGAAGAGCUGAAAGGUAUUCAUAACUUCGUAUACAAGUUACUACAAUGUAUAGUUGAAGUAGCAGCUGGAUUUGUACCCACAAGGAAAUUGCAGGUGAGACAGUUUCCUCUUUAGAAUGCACAAGAAAUUAAGUUGUACAAAAAAAAUCAAAAAUGCAUUCACCUCACCUAGUAGUUUCCAUAUAUAGUUUAUUUUUUAUAAAAAAAAUUACUUUGCAUGUUUGGUUCUUGUUCUUAUAUUAAAGAUUGUCAUGAACAUUUCCACAAAUAUAUAUAUAUAUAUAUAUAUAUAUUGACAAAGCAUAAA
Molecule: messenger RNA, 3790 nt
Organism: Gossypium raimondii (Peruvian cotton)
Lineage: Eukaryota; Viridiplantae; Streptophyta; Magnoliopsida; Malvales; Malvaceae
Exons: 8
Coding region: 345-3494 (1049 amino acids)
Source: RefSeq, a predicted model, not a curated record